AUGUCAGUUCCCCCUUACCUACCUUCUUCUCGAUCCCCACCACCACUCCAACAUCCGAAACCCACUCAUCCAGCUUAUCCACCACCUGAACCACCUGGCACCCCUGCUCUCUCCCCAGACUCAUCACCUUAUUCCCAACCACCACGUAUAUCACAAGACGGCGACUAUGUCCGUUAUUCCUCCCCUCCCGUGGGUGCUGUAGGUACUGUUACGCCUGAUACCUCAUCUUCCAGUAGUAUGAAUACGUAUGGUGGACCAGGAUUACAGAAUAGACAGACGUUUGGAGGUGCCACACCUGUGGGUAUCACAGGAAUGGCAAAUAUGGGAAAUAUGGGAAAUGGUGGAAUGGGAUUUGGCUGGGGUGGAAUGAAUGAUGCUACAGCUCAAAUGGGUGUACAAUUUGGUAAAAGUGCUGUUGCUGCGGGUCAAGAUUAUGUCGAGAAGAAUUUCACUCGUUAUUUACCUUUAACAUUGAUCAAGACUUCUUUCGCAGUGACCAACUCUUAUGUGCUUAACAAACUUCGAUUAAUUCUCUUUCCAUGGAGACAUAAACCCUGGGCUAGACAAGUAAAACGAUUAUCAGAGAAUGGAGCUGUGGAUGGAUGGCAAGCACCAAGAGAUGAUAUAAACGCUCCUGAUUUAUAUAUACCUACUAUGGCACUGGUAACCUAUACUUUACUCUCCGCCCUCGCUUCCGGCCUUCAAGCGCGGUUUCACCCAGAAGUUUUAGGAUUGAGUUUCUCUAAAGCUCUCGCUGUUGUCAUUGCGGAAUUCUGCGCGAUCAAGUUGGGUUGUUACCUACUUGAUGUACGGGGUAGCGGGGCCAGUGGAGUUGAAUUGAUUGGGUAUGGAGGUUACAAAUUUGUCGGAAUCAUCAUCACCGUCCUUGCCAGUAUGUUAAACCUUGGAACUCUGACCACCGGAGCAGUCUUCAUCUAUCUAUUCGGUGCAAACGCCUUCUUCCUCAUCCGUUCCCUCCGAUACGUUCUUUUACCCGAUACUUCAUCCGGUAUCUCCCCGUCAACAUCACAUACCCUCUCUCACGCUCAGAGAGCACGAAGAGUACAAUUUUUAUUCAUAAUGGCUGUUUCUCAAAUACUGUGGAUGGGAUGGUUAUCACGUGUCUAG
Messenger RNA from Tremella mesenterica DSM 1558, 1128 nucleotides. RefSeq lists its product as uncharacterized. The transcript has 5 exons. Bases 1 to 1128 code for a protein of 375 amino acids. Gene Ontology annotation, biological process: endoplasmic reticulum to Golgi vesicle-mediated transport. Gene Ontology annotation, cellular component: endoplasmic reticulum-Golgi intermediate compartment; endoplasmic reticulum membrane; COPII-coated ER to Golgi transport vesicle. The record is from RefSeq and is a predicted model, not a curated record. Lineage: Eukaryota; Fungi; Basidiomycota; Tremellomycetes; Tremellales; Tremellaceae.